This is a messenger RNA of Ictalurus furcatus (blue catfish), 6628 nucleotides long. It is a transcript of the gene camk2d1, whose product is annotated as calcium/calmodulin-dependent protein kinase (CaM kinase) II delta 1. Bases 3347 to 4489 code for a protein of 380 amino acids. Gene Ontology annotation, cellular component: neuron projection; cytoplasm. Gene Ontology annotation, molecular function: calmodulin binding; ATP binding; calcium/calmodulin-dependent protein kinase activity. Gene Ontology annotation, biological process: protein phosphorylation. The record is from RefSeq and is a predicted model, not a curated record. The transcript has 15 exons. NCBI's taxonomy places the organism in Eukaryota, Metazoa, Chordata, Actinopteri, Siluriformes, Ictaluridae.
AGAUGCACUAGGGGGUCUGAAACACCAAAUUCCUUUUUCCCCCCUUCUUUAAUCUAUGCUCUAAUAAGCCAAAUAAGGGACCGUUUUCUGUGGAGCUCUUUGAUUAUGUUGAUGAGCUAAUGUUCAUUGAUAUUCCUUCAGGUCACUGACAUCUUGUUAUCUCAGAAUGUCUAGGGCUCUAGAGCAUACACAAUAACACAGAAUGAUAAUCAAAUAAAAUGGUUUUAGAUACUUGGCUUCCGACAUCAUUCAGAAAGUUAUGCACAUUUUUAAAUAUCCAACCCAUUUCCCACCAAUUUCCCACCAAUAAUGGCAGUGUUUCAGUGUUGUUCCCUCUAGUCAAAGCCUAACUUUAGUUAUUCACUAAAAGUCUUGAUUUCCAGAUUAAAUGGUGGUCAGUAAUGUUAUCUUGAGACAUAAUGCCAUAAAUUUGCAUCAUAAAGUUUUGUGUGACUUAAAACAGGCAGCUAUAAAUGAAUGAUUAGUGUAUGCCAAGAUAUACCUUUGCCUAGUGCAUGUUAAUGUUAUCUUGGCCGAAACGACAACAUCUUCCAUCCCCCUACACCUCAGUGCCAAGGUUCUGAGUCCUGAACAUUAAUUUGCUAAUCAAAUGAGCCAGGUGCAGCUACGAGUGUAAUCCUUUCCCUGCUUUUAGAGUCCAGAUUCUGUCAUAUGAUUGGACGUUGCUACAGCGUUACCAUGGCAAACACAUGGAGGGUUGGGUGUGGUGGUGGGGAUGAAGUCAUUAGAGACAAAACAUUCAAAGAAAAGAUAAUGUUUACAAUGAGAACCUAAUUUAGAUAUUUAUGUUUGUGCAAAUAAGUCUGGCUGGUGUUGUGUUAUUGUUAUGUUUGCAGCACGUACACACACACACACACACACACACACACACGGCGCAGUUACAUUCAUCCAGAUUCAUCGACUCUAGUACAAGAAGCAUACUGUAACACAGUUGUAUGAGCAUCAUAAGCUUCCACCUUUAUUUGGUUCAGCUUUUUCCAUUUUACGCUCUCUUUUAAGACCUCACAUCCAGAACCACCCCCCCCCCCCCCCGUCUUUGUUCCACAUAUUAUUUUUCACACAGCUUUCCACACAGUCUAAUCUCUGCUUGUAAGCACUGUUAGGCUCAGGUGUCUGUGAUUUUAUUUGUUGAAGCUCUUCUGAAGUAGAAAUGGAGAUUAUCAUAGAGAUAAAGGUGCUCAGAAUGAAUUUACAUGCCAGUAGAGCAGGUUGUUGAAAGGCCAUUGUUUUUCUUUGCUCUAAAGCAAAUUUGAGCACACGUCUAUAUUUUGGCACACUGCAGUAUAAAUAGAUUUGAUUCCAUUCAAUUCAAUAGAUUCAAUUAUUACAUGCAUGCUAUGUUUUCAAUGUCCUCAGUCCGACCAUCUUUGAGAUUUUAUCAUUUUUGUAGGACAGGAAUACUGUAAGAAGGUGUUUAUCCUGGCUUGCACUGACAUGUCUGCACCCCCAAUCCCCACCCCCAAAAGUAUGUGAAGAAUGAGUAUAGGAAGGGCAUCAUGGUUUGCUUAACACUUUUUCUUUUUUUAUUUGAGAGCAUGUAUUCAAUUACAUUAUGCCUCUUGUACAAAAGACUUACCAGGUGUUCAUCUUGUAUUGUAAAAUAAGAACUGAUUGGUAUUGUAUUGUACACUUUGUAUACCAGUUUUAGACUGAGGUGUCUGGGUUCAAAAGGUAUGCAGAAUCAAUGGCUGCACUGUUGAUGUUAAUGUAGUAAUGGCUGUGUUAACAUUGAUUGCACUCCCCGUAGCACGUUUGCACCUUAUUAGCACAAAUGUUUCUGCAUGAGUCACAGAGAAUGAUUUUCCCCUUAACUGCACCCGAAUGACCUGACCUCUGGACACUUUUGCUUGAACAUUAGUGAAUGACACAUUAAUUAGAACACAUCACAUUCAAUAGCCAAUUCCACAUGUUUUUUAAAUGUUGUUUAAAAAAAAAAAAAAAAAAAAAAAAAACUUUUAAUAAAAUACGGACCCAUUGGUAAUAUUUAUAAAUCUCUAUGGGUUGUGCAACCUUUGAAUGUGUUAAAAGCAUCAUAUAGAAGAAAGUAAGUGGCCAAAUUAGGUAAUUCAAAGAGCACAAAGCUAAAAAUCACAAAGUCUCAAUAAAGCAAUACUUUGUUGCUUUUUAGUUUAUGAUCAUUAGCAUUAGUUACUUAAGUAAUUAUGUAAAUUGCUGUUGCACGUUUCAAGAACUUUUGAGAAUGCCCUGGAUUGUCCAUAUAUGUAUAUUCAGUUCCAGUUGUCUUAUUGGGUUAUGCAUAAGUUCUCUGUUGAAGUGACACAUAUAUUAGAUGUGGGACCAUAUCAUUAUAUUUGUCUAGUAUUAUAUUUGUAAUCUAAACUAUAUUUCAUUAACAGCUUCAGCUUAAAAGUUUUUAAAUCAACUGAUGAUGAAUUAUUGGUUGCACUGGUACACUGAUGCACCUACACUCUUCUCACCGAUCUUUUUAAUCACUUUAAGCUUUCAUCGCUUCUUUUAUACUGCUUCUAUUUCAUUGGUAGCACCUGUGCAUAACCCUGGGGGCAAAUCUGUUGAGAAUCUGUUGACCUGGGUCAAAAAUGAUUCUCUGAAGAAGCAACAUUUUACCUGUAAUCAAACAGCAUUCAGUUUUAAACUCUUUACCACAAACAUGUAAAGGCAUGGUGUGUGGGAAUAUAAUUUAUAGUCUGUAACCAUAAUUUAUAUAUCCUCAUCUUAAAUCAGUAAUUUGGGCUUUAUAUGAUGUUCUUUAACAUAUGCAAAACUUAUAACUUCGUUGUGAAGAAUUUCAAAGAUUCUAUAAACAUUCUUGAUCCAGGUUUUGUAAAAGACAAACUCAACACAAUGGUUCUUUAAAUAUACUCGGCACAAAAAGAAACGUCCUCUCACAUUCAACUGCUUUUAUUUCCAGCAAAUUUCUUAACGUGUAAAGAUUUGUAUCAACAUAAAAACAUUCAACUGAGACAUAAACUGAACGAGUUUCACAGACAUUUGACUAACAGAAAGGGAAUAAUGAGUCCCUGAACAAAGGAGGGGGUCGAUAUCAAAAGUAACAGUUGGGUAUGUGGUGGCCAUCAGCUGCUUUAAGUACUACAGUGCAUCUCGUCAUCAUGGACUGCACCAGAUUUGUCAGUUCUUGCUGUGAGAUGUUACUCCACUCUUCCACCAAGGCAUUUACAAGUUCUCCAUCACAUCUGGUUACAUGUAACUUUCCACUGCGAGAACGAUCAGCUGUCCUUCCUGUCUCCCUGUAGCACUGUCUUAGGCGUCUUACAUUACAGACAUUGCAGUUUAUUGCUUUGGACACAUCUGCAGUCCUCAUGCCUCCCUGCAGCAGGCCUAUGGCAUGUUCACGCAGCCUGAGAACCUGCUUUUAGCCAGCAAACUUAAGGGAGCUGCAGUGAAACUGGCUGACUUUGGCUUGGCCAUUGAAGUGCAGGGAGACCAGCAAGCAUGGUUCGGAUUUGCUGGCACUCCUGGUUACUUGUCUCCUGAGGUGUUAAGGAAGGAACCCUAUGGGAAGCCAGUUGAUAUGUGGGCUUGUGGUGUGAUUCUCUACAUCUUGCUGGUGGGCUAUCCUCCAUUCUGGGAUGAGGAUCAACAUAGACUUUAUCAGCAGAUUAAGGCUGGUGCCUACGAUUUUCCUUCUCCUGAGUGGGACACAGUGACCCCAGAGGCCAAAGAUCUGAUCAAUAAGAUGCUGACAAUCAACCCUGCCAAACGCAUUACUGCUGCAGAGGCCCUCAAACACCCAUGGAUCUGUCAACGCUCUACAGUGGCCUCUAUGAUGCACAGACAGGAGACUGUGGAAUGCCUGAAGAAGUUUAACGCCAGGAGAAAGCUAAAGGGAGCAAUCCUGACCACGAUGCUUGCCACAAAGACCUUCUCAAAAGGGAAUCCAUAUAAGAAGCCUGAUAGUGUUAAGAUCAACAACAAAGGCAACGUAGUCACCAGCCCUAAAGAGGCAGUCCCCUCUCCUGCUCUGGAGCCUCAAACUACUGUUAUCCACAAUCCGACUGACGGAAGCAAGGUAGAAUCCUCCGAGAGUGCCAACACCACCAUCGAAGAUGAGGAUGUGAAAGCACGGAAGCAGGAGAUUAUAAAAGUGACCGAGCAGCUGAUCGAGGCCAUCAACAAUGGAGAUUUUGAAGCUUAUACCAAGAUCUGUGACCCUGGACUGACCUCUUUUGAACCUGAGGCUUUGGGGAACCUGGUGGAGGGAACAGACUUCCACAGGUUCUACUUUGAAAACUCUCUCUCAAAGAGCCACAGGCGUACCGUCCACACCAUCUUGCUGAAUCCUCACGUGCACCUGCUGGGAGAAGACGCUGCCUGCAUAGCUUACAUCAGACUCACCCAGUACAUCGAUGCUAACAGCAUGCCUCGCACCAUGCAGUCAGAGGAGACUCGGGUGUGGCAUCGCCGUGACGGCAAGUGGCAGAAUAUUCAUUUCCACCGCUCAGGCUCGCCAACCGUGCCCACCAAUUAACGUGGUGUCCUGACCAGCGCAGUUCAGUGUAAAGGACUUAAUGUCAGAUGGCCACUGAGUGUCUGCUUUAUUCAAACCCCACCUUUACAACUUCUCCACCCUGUCAGUCUUGUUUACAUAUCGUCACUGCUGGACUUUAGCCUACACACAGGUGGGGAAUUAAUAUCAUUUUGUAUUAGGAUGUGUGUAUGCGUGCGACUUGCACGCUCUCCUCAUAAACCAUUGAUGUUAAAGACUUAUGUAUACAUAUUUUUUUUUUCCCUUUUUAUAAUUUAAUGUUCUAUUUUCUAUGGUGUGAAAGUAGGGCGUCACACUUGCUGAUAUAUCUUUGGGUGUGUGGGUACAUCAGGAAAAGAAAUGCUUGAUCUCUGUACACAGUCAGAUACAAAGUCAAACAGUACAUAGACGAAUCUGGGCGCACGUGUGACAUGUUCAUAUUAGAGUGAUUAGUAAUCUAGGCACAAUAUCCGUCACUGAUCUUGAGGAUAUGAUUAGCAGCAAAUCAAAGCCAAUUCAGUCUUGUUUCAGUGCUUUUCUAUUUUAAGUGCAAUACAGCUGAAAAAAAUUCAUUAUGAAUCUGACAAAUGAGCUCGCUUUUGUUUUUUUGGUGAAGUUUUUGUGAAGUUGUGUGAAGUGCUAUUCCUGCUUUAUCUUUUAGAGAAUUGACAGUUGACCGUGAUCUUAGUUCUGCGAGCUUUGUUCGGUUUUAGGUUGCUAUGGCCUAAUGGGUUUAGCAACACUAAUGUGCAAAACUGACAAAGGAAGCACAUUUAGCCUACAGUUCGCUAUUUUAUUCUGAUGUUUUCCACAGCAUCACAUGAACACAGUAGAAAAAGUGUAAAAAUUUCAAUUAAAGAAUGUACUUUAUCAAUCAACACGAAUAAUUGGUAAACCAAACUAUUUUAUUUUAUUCAGUUGUUGUGAGAGUUUUAUGCUUCUGUUUUCAUUUUUAUAUUGUUUACUAACAUUUGAUGGGGGUAUUCUUUGGAAAGAAAAAAAAACGAGUUUUCUCUAUUUUUCACACCUUCCUUAAUUAAUUAGCAUUAGCUGUUAUGUAUUGCAUGAAACAUCUUUUAUCAACUUUUAUGUACUUUUAUGUACUUCAUGUUUAUGAUCUUGUGAUGGUUCCCUUCUCAAGGGUGAAGUAGAAUAAAUGGUUUAUGCUUUGUAUUCCAUACUGUCCAUUUAAACCGAAAAAGAGAUGAGUAGUUAGUGCAGUUUGAAAAUGAUUUAUAUUUGCAAAAACUAUUACGAUUAUCAAUGCAAAAUCCAAAAAAAAAAAAAAAAAAGAAAAAUAGGAAAAUUUGAAAUGGGAAACAUUUGACAGAUUAAUAUAAAAGAUGAUUUAUUUGUAGCACAGUUGAUAUUUGAUUUAAAUAAAGCUUGCCUUUGUUUACUCAAACUUUGUUUAAGAUCGACUGUAAUGCUUCAUAACAUCAGUUUGUGGAAAGCAUUGGGAGGAAACCUGAAUUUGGGACUGAUUAUUAAUCAGUCUGAUUAUUAAUGAUUGUUUAAUUUGGAUUCAGUGUCUGAAAUGCUAUCAGCGGUUUGAGACUUAAAGAUUAUCAGUUGUUAUCUAGUUCCAUUUUAUUUGCUUUGCAUUUAAAAUUUUUUGUUAUUUUUGUUACUUUUUUUUUAUUCUAGUCCAGUUCCCUUUGUACUUUUUAUUGCUGUAACUAGAUGAAAAUCCCCAAUCCCACAAACCUGUACACUAAACAGAAGUACAAAUACUCGAGCAGUUAAAAAGGACACGAUAAAGCAAAUAAAUAAACUGUGAAAACAUCCUCUUUUUUUCUCGGUUAAUACAUAUUCAUUUUGAGAUUAAGAAAAUUAAGGAAUUUAAAUAGUUUGUAUAUGUGGAUACAGAGAACAACAUAUUACUGUGCACAGAAAAACAUAUUACCAACCCAAUGCAUGAAUAAAAUAUUUCUGCCUAUUUUUUGUUGUUGUUGUUGUUGUUGUUGUUGUUGUUGUUAAUCUUAAAUUGGGUUUAAAAGUUAAGUUUAAUGGAAAACUAUUAGCCAUUUUGUGGUUUCUGUACAUAAAAAAGGUUGGGGUUUUUUCCUCCUUUGUUUUUUUGUAAAAACUUUUUACAAAGAAAGUGUCCCAUGUUAAAUAAAAAAGCCCCAGGCACCAGCA